AUGUACAACCCGACCGGAUCUCCCGAGCGGCUCUUGUCCUAUGGAUGGCCGAUGACCCCUGAUAUCUGCUCCAACAUGGGCGACGAAGCAAACAAAGGAAUCCACCUCGUGGUAAUCGGAGCAGGUUUGGCUGGGCUUGCCGCAGCAGUUUCAACUAAACUCGCGAACCCGGCGCAUCAAGUCACAGUGCUAGAAGCUACCAAAGAGCUACAAGAGCUCGGUGCAGGCUUACAAGUCACCCCUAAUGGGGCAAGACUCCUCCAAACAUGGGGUCUCUCGGUGAAUCCUGCGUGCCCUGAGACGCUGUCCGUUCACCGAUUUGACGGGACGAAGCUGCUUGCACACGAGCCAGCGCUGCAGAAGGUCACGCAAGAACGAUACGGUGCCCCUUUCUGGGAUGUCCACCGAGUUGAUCUCCAGCGCGCUAUGGUCUCACGCCUCGAGGAGCUUGGAGGGACCAUCCGCCUUAACUCGCGUGCUUCGUCUGUAGACUUCGAGGCUGCAAAUGUGAGUCUCGCCGACGGUUCUCAGAUCGCUGGCGAUGUCGUCCUGCUGGCUGAUGGUCUCUGGAGCACGAUCCGCGGCCAAUUCCUGGGCCGCGACUCCCCAGCCAUCCUCACGGGUGAUCUGGCCUACCGGAUCACACUACCCGUUGACUCCCUCCGGGGGUGGCACGCCCCGGAGCUGGCAGCGUGGAUAUCAGAUCGGCCCCGGGUGGACUUCUGGGUCGGAGCAGGCAGCCACGCAGUCGGAUAUCCCAUGCGCGGGGGCUCCGUGUACAAUCUCGUAUUUCUAUGCCCAGACGACCUGCCGCCUGACACGAACAAGCAGGCGGGCGACCUCGACGAGCUGCGGCAGCGUUUCGCGACCUGGGACCCCAUCCUGCGCAAGCUGAUCGGCCAGGUGCAGGCCGUCCACAAGUGGCGGCUGAUGUGGCUCGACGCACUGCCGCAGUGGGCGCGCGACGACGGGACCUUCUUCAUGGCUGGCGACUGCUGCCACCCGAUGCUGCCGUACCUGGCUCAGGGGGCCAACUCGAGCCUGGAAGACGGCGCGGUGCUAGGCCAUCUGCUAGGAAAAGUAAGUCUGGCGAAGAAGAAAGAGAAGCUGCCGCGCGUCGCGGAGAUGUACCAGCGGCUGCGCAUGGGUCGGGGACGGCAGAUCCAGCUGGAGACGUUCAAGCAGCGGGAUGACUUCCACCUGCCGGACGGGGAAGCGCAGGAGAGACGGGAUAAACUAAUGCUGGGCCAGUUGGGUAAGGAGGUCCAACCGGGAUUCCCCUCGCGCUGGACUAGUCCCGACAUUCAAGCGUUCCUGUAUGCGUAUGACGCUUACGCGGAGGCGGAGAAGGCAUACCAGGAGAGCCCAUUCUGA
Messenger RNA from Phaeoacremonium minimum UCRPA7, 1374 nucleotides. RefSeq names its product putative fad binding domain protein. Lineage: Eukaryota; Fungi; Ascomycota; Sordariomycetes; Togniniales; Togniniaceae. The record is from RefSeq and is a predicted model, not a curated record. The transcript is spliced from 3 exons. Gene Ontology annotation, molecular function: monooxygenase activity; FAD binding. The coding region runs from base 1 to 1374 and encodes 457 amino acids. Gene Ontology annotation, biological process: secondary metabolite biosynthetic process.